UCCCUUUGUUCCUCUCCCUCCAUCCGCCUCCCAAUCACACAAAGACGCAAUCACAACAACGCCCUCGCUGCAGCCUCCCUCCCGCACAUCGCCCCAUCGCCAUCGCGAUGACCGUCGACAAGGAAGUUGCUGCAAGCGUGGCCGCUGCGGCUGCUGAUGCUGCUGCUGCUGCCUCCGCACCGCCUCCGCCUGCGCCUGCCUCUUCCUCCAACGAUGCCGACUCGACCACCAAGGCAGCUCAGCCCUCUCGCAUCGACAGCCAAUUGGCCACGGCUCUCCGCCUCAAGGAAGAGGGCAACGCCCUGUACGCCAAGGGCGACAUACCCGGGGCUAAACGCUGCUGGCAUCAUGCAAAUCUCAACUCGAGUGGGGUAACGAGUAUGCGCCAGCAGUUGGGGUUGGGGGAAGAAGGAAAGGAUGAUGAGGAGACGAAGAAGAGGGCAGGAGAGAUCACGGCUGCUGUGAUGAAUAACUUGAGCAGCUGCUACCUCGCCGAGAAGAACUACGACAAGGUCCUCUACUCUACUUCGAAAGUAAUCGCCAUCGACCCGCAAAACGUCAAGGCUCAGUUCCGUCGAGCCUCUGCCCUCUUCGAGCUUCGUCGCGUCACUGAAGCGGCUCAGGCAAUCGAUGUCGCCAUGGAAAAGUCGCCUACAGACCCGGCGAUCAGGGCUUUGGCGACCAAGAUUGUCAAGUGGACGGAGGAGAAGGAGAGGGAGGGCAUGAAGGGUCUGAAAGGGUUGAUGAGGGGGAAGGGGUGGGGAGGUGAAGAGGCCAAGAAUGAGGACGAGGAUGAGAAGGGGAAAGGCAAGAAGAAGGACGGGGAGAACAGUAAUGGUAAUGGCGACAAGGGUAAAGGCAAGGAAAAGGCCUAGCUGCUAUCGAGGUAGGAGGCAGAGAGGCUGUGGCAGUCUGGCUCGGGCCGCUCAUCACCAUUAGCAAGCUUCGCCACUCGGCAGC
Jaminaea rosea is the source of this 960-nucleotide messenger RNA. Its product is annotated as TPR-like protein. The record is from RefSeq and is a predicted model, not a curated record. Gene Ontology annotation, molecular function: protein binding. Lineage: Eukaryota; Fungi; Basidiomycota; Exobasidiomycetes; Microstromatales. The transcript has 3 exons. Bases 108 to 875 code for a protein of 255 amino acids.